AUGCAUCCGGCGUCUGUGGUGUACGUGUUUGCCGAUUCCGCUGCUUCCGACGGCAAAGCGUUCGAUCCAAAGCUAUCGUCAACCUCGCCCGAAAUGAUGGCUGUGCAGCGAACGUUGGCGUGGAGGAACCGUUUGGCAAUUUUCCUCUCUGAAACCGACUCCUCUCCAAUGGACUACUUCGGUGACUACUUCGAUGUAUUUCGCCGUCUUGUACGGGCAACGCAAGGAGAUCUGAUCGUGUUUGAGAAGACCAGCAUAACACAGGUAAUCGAUCGAUUACUUCCGUAUUACUACCAAAUGGAAAAUAUGGCGGCAUUGUACGGCGUGAAUCCACAGGAUGAUAUUGAUGUGGUUAUCAGAGCCGACUACCCUUUUCAAGUUGUAUACAUAUUGAUCACUUCUGAGAAUGCCACAGUGCCAGGAGUACUUGAUCAGAAUGGAAUUCAGCCAAAAACGGAAACUUCUGGGAAAUACUACAAACUGAUCCGAACAACUGCGACGGAGACGUCGGUCAUUACGGUGACUUCGAAAAAGCAGUCUAGCGUUAAUGUUCGAGUCUGGAUAAAUUCACCGAACACUGCAUUUGUUGGUUCGAGUUCGGAUCCAGCCGUUGACCUGAUCCGAACAACUGCGACGGAGACGUCGGUCAUUACGGUGACUUCGAAAAAGCAGUCUAGCGUUAAUGUUCGAGUCUGGAUAAAUUCACCGAACACUGCAUUUGUUGGUUCGAGUUCGGAUCCAGCCGUUGACGUCGGGAGUGCUGUUGCCAUUUCAGAGCUUCAAACCUUCACAACGGCUUAUGUGAGUGGCUUCACGUCCAUCAGCUCAUUAUCGUAUACCAUAUACGACCUCACCGGACAGCCAGGAGAAGUACUGAAAGCGAAUCUCAGCAGAGGUUCCGAAUGCACUUUUCCCUACAUAUUCCCAAGCGGCUCACAAGACAAGAACUCACUUUUUCGGACGGAACUAACAUUUUUCAUCGACUGGUUCCGGGGUUUUGUGCCCGACCUGAGCGGACCUACUUGUAACUGCACCUCGUUCUUCGAAGGUCCGAACUGCGGAACGCCUGUUUGCAUGAACGGGGGCGUGCAAGAACAGUUCCCCGGAAACGGUCGACAGCUCUGUGCAUGCCCGGUCGGUUACGGGGUGUCGUGCAAUGUGCCGUCGUCCAAUCAGUUCAGUGCGGAUCAGCGUUCGCUAGCGGUCGUCAUUCAAAGUACUUUCUCCCAAGCUGAGCUCAACAGCCAUAUCGGUUCCGGACUGAUGGCGCUUCUGAAGUUUAUGGGACAGGCAGAUGCGUUUGACGAGUACCUCGUCUCCACCUUCAACACCCUCACCAUACAA
This is a messenger RNA of Ostertagia ostertagi, 1344 nucleotides long. NCBI's taxonomy places the organism in Eukaryota, Metazoa, Nematoda, Chromadorea, Rhabditida, Trichostrongylidae. The record is from the annotation of a GenBank genome assembly.